This is a messenger RNA of Adelges cooleyi (spruce gall adelgid), 4347 nucleotides long. RefSeq names its product eye-specific diacylglycerol kinase-like. Gene Ontology annotation, molecular function: ATP-dependent diacylglycerol kinase activity; protein binding. The transcript is spliced from 21 exons. The coding region runs from base 404 to 4048 and encodes 1214 amino acids. Gene Ontology annotation, biological process: lipid phosphorylation; diacylglycerol metabolic process; intracellular signal transduction. Lineage: Eukaryota; Metazoa; Arthropoda; Insecta; Hemiptera; Adelgidae. The record is from RefSeq and is a predicted model, not a curated record.
CCGUCGUUUCGCGUGCCGGUCGUGUGUGCGCGUUCGUCGUAUAACGUUGUGUUUUAAAUACAAAAGUAAAAAAAAAAUUAUUUUUUAAAAAAAAACAACCCUUAAUAUAAUAAUUAUAAUUACGAUGUGAGUGUGGUGGCUCCGCCGCGUGCUCGUGUGUUUCGCACUGGGGGGACCCGCGUCCUCCCUCUGACCCUCGUUCGUCCGGGGCAUCUACCUAUCUACACACACAUAUAUAUUUAUAUAUAUAAUAUUGUGUGCGGUCAUAACGCCCCAGUGAUGAGACGCGUGAUGUCAACGCGACGACGGCGACGACGUCUGGUCUGCUACCCUUGACGGUCGACCACGUCCCAAAAGCGUACACGCGCUCGCUAAAAAGGGUGGUGGCGUUGUAAUCGGCCAAAUGGACCGUUUGCGUUCAACUUUCAAGCGGUCGCGCACGCCCACGGGCGCCGAGAUGAAGAUGCAAAACAGCCUGGAAGUGCCCAAACAGGUGCGGUCGGUGUCGUUCGACGAGAUCAAACUGGGCUGUUCCAAGCGGGACGACGACGCGCGCAAGUCGAUGACCAGCGACAGCUCGCUGGACGGCGUGUCGUCGUCGUCGCUGCGCGUGCCCACCGGCGGCGGACAGCGGUCCAGGAGUUUCGACUCGUCCGCGGACAAAGAGGACAGCACCGUAUUCCUGGAGGUGCCGUCCUCCAAACACCAGCUGUUCCACCGGCGGCGGUCGUCCGGCGAGAAGGUGCCGGCCGCCGCCGCGUGCGUCCACUGUGCCUAUCUGGAAGAGCUGUCCAAGAUGAACCGAUCAUCGUCUGGCGAUGAAAACCAAAGUCAGCGGUCGUUCACGUCGACGUCGGCCAGCGAGGACAUGGACGACGAGGACGAUCGUGGUUGUCAGAUCACGGUAACGGUGGCCGCCGACCAACCACCUUUGGUCGUGGUGGCUGCCAAGAAUCCGGCAUUGACGUUGGAGUUGACUCCGCCCGACCAGGAAUACCACGGUAACCGGCGGCGUUCGAUCACCUCACCGAAACUGGAACGCCAAGAGGCGUUCGUCAUCAACGACAUCAUGGAUCCGGCGGCCGUACGCGACUUGUUCCUGACCGUGCCCGACAUGAAGCGCGACAGGGCGGCCAGCAUGGACUCGUGCUUCAUCAACAAGACCACGCCGGCCGGCAAGCCCGAAGAAGUGGUGCCGGUAUCGCCCACGCAACUGCUCGACCCCAACUGCGGUCAAGCCACCAACAGUAACCUGAGGUCGAGAUCCGUCGACAUAGUACUACCGACGGACCAGCAGGCCAGAUACAAAGCGUUGUCCACCAACAAUCAAACGUCGCCUCCGUCAGCGGUGCCCGCGCACAAAGUACCACCCGACAAGGGAGCUACUGGAACGGAUGGCAACGAAAAGCUUUUAAAAAUCGUUCCAGAUUGGACGGAAGAAGCAAGCAACGACGAUCAUUUAUGGUCUGUAACGUCACACAACGUCGACUUUUGCUACAUCGGCGAAUCCGAAUGCACGAAACACGGUGUUCGCCUAAAAUGCUCUGCGUGCCGGAUAAUCGUGCAUUCCGAGUGCAUGAGCAAUCUGCCGGAGGCGGCCAAGUGCAAAUCGAGCUUCAAAGAUGACGGCGUGCGGCAAUACAGAGAACACAAAACGGUGAAGCACCACUGGAUGCACCGCAGGACGCAGAAGGACAAAUGUUCGCAAUGCGGAAAGGCGUUCCAGUCGGUACUUUCGUUCAGCUCCAAAGAGAUAAUCGCGCUCACGUGUUCCUGGUGCAAGCUGAGCGUCCACAACAAGAUGGCGUGUUUCAACGAUACAAAAAUGAAUGAACCAUGUUUCUUAGGUAAACAUAGCAAUAUAAUCGUUCCACCUUCUUGGAUUGUCAAAUUACCCAGGAAAGGUAACUUUAAAUCCAGUAUAAGAUCACCGAAAAAAAGGUCUUCUAAAAAGAAAACAAAAGAUAAGCCGGACAAAGAAGACAAACUGUUCGUGAUCAAACCUAUCCCGACGCUGAACGUUAAACCUGUGAUAAUAUUUAUAAACCCAAAGUCUGGCGGAAACCAGGGUGUAAAACUUCUACAGAAAUUCCAAUGGCAUCUCAACCCUCGGCAGGUGUUCGACCUGAGCCGAGGUGGUCCUAGAAUGGGUCUAGAACUGUACAAAAAGGUACCUAACCUCCGGGUGCUGGCUUGUGGCGGCGACGGGACCGUUGGCUGGGUUCUUUCCAUUUUAGACCAAAUAGCCAACGCCGUGUCGUUCCCGGUAGGAGUACUACCCCUGGGCACCGGUAAUGACCUAGCCCGGGCGCUCGGUUGGGGCGGGGGUUACAUGGACGAACCCGUGUCGAAAAUUCUAACGAAUCUCGAAGAGAGCGACACGGUUCGAUUGGACCGCUGGAAUUUGGAAGUGGUGCCCAACGAUACCGCUAAAACGGCUGAUCACGCCGGAAAAGACAACUUACCGUUAAACGUGAUGAACAAUUAUUUUUCCCUGGGCGUAGACGCUCAGAUUGCACUGGAAUUCCACGAGGCCAGAGAGGCGAACCCGGAGAAGUUCAGCUCGAGAAUGUACAACAAAUUGUUCUAUGGCGUUAGAGGCGGCAUAGAACUGUUAGACCGCAAGUGGAAAGGUUUAUCGGACCACGUGACUUUGGAAUGCGAUGGCAAAGACCUGACACAGCGCAUAAAAGAACUCAAGGUACACGCCAUAUUGUUUUUGAACAUUCCCAGCUACGGUGGCGGAACGCGGCCGUGGAACAAGUCAGCUGGCAACAAUUCCACCGACGACGGGCUUAUCGAGGUUAUCGGAUUAACGAUUAUGCAAAUAACAAGAUUGCAAACCGGAGGCACAGGGACGCCGUUGUGCCAGUGUAAAACCGCACGAAUCACCACUGACAUAUCUGUUCCCAUGCAAGUGGACGGCGAGGCUUGUCGUUUGAAGCCAUCAGUGAUAACCUUAGGGUUUUUCAAUCAAGCAACGAUGAUGGCCAAACGACGAAAAGGCAGACAAACGCCUACUCGGGAGGCUACUAUAGAGAAGCACAAAGUAGCUGUCCAAAGACUGAAACUCCAAGAUUACGAACAACACCAUUGCGAUAAAGAAGUGUUGGUCCAUUCAUCCAUCAACUUAGGAGAGAUCGAAGUAGAGCCAAUAGCUGACCUAGAAACCGUUCGGAAUUUGAUCGAGAAAUUGGAAAUAAACAGCGCACCGUGCAAGGACCAUAGCGGUAACAUGUUGCCGAAGUUAUCGUCAGACUGGUGCUUCGUGGACUGUUGCACAGCCGAGCGGUUUUUCCGAAUCGAUCGAGCCCAAGAGAGUCUGCACUAUCUAAUAGAUAUCACACACGACCAACUGUUUGUGUUAGACGAUCCACACAAAUCUCCGGCCGUGGAAGAAGAAGUCACCGCGGUUGUGCUGAAAGCCAAAGGCUGCGGCGAGGACUUGGAAACGGAAACACCGGAAGCGAGCGUGCGGGUAAAGUCGGAGGUGAAACGGUUGGAAAGCAUCAAAGGUCAGUCGUCCGUGUCGUUUCGGCGUAAUGACGAUCGAACAACGACGGAUCCUCAUUCUUUAAAAGCUUGUGACAUAUACAACCGCUUAUUCAAUGUACACGCGAACGAAGACCAUCAAUACAGUCGAAUACGAACAUCCGAAAAAAUCAUUGACGCCGCCAAAACAGGGAAUUUAAAUAUGCUGAGAAAUCUGUUCGAAAUGGGUUACUCGCUUAUGUCCACCGACAAGGACGGACAGACGGCUCUUCACGUGGCCAGUCAACGCGGCGAUUCCAAUCUAGUCCGGUACAUACUGGCCAACGCACCGUCAAACAUAGUGUCGGUCAAAGACAAUCAAGAGGGCCAAACUGCAUUGCACGUGGCAGUGAAAAACGGCGAGAGGAAGAUUUGCUAUCUUCUGGUGUCGGCCGGCGCUCCACUUCAGGCCGCCGACAAGUACGACAGGACGGCCCAGCAAAUAGCUGAGCAGAUCAAGGAUUACGAUCUCGCCAAGUACUUAGAAUACAGAAGUCAACAAGUCGAUUUCGAUUAAGAACUAAUGAAAGGCUCAAGAAGACGCGCGGCUCGUGCCGGCCAAGAACAGUUCGUGUCGUUUGCGGACCAAACCGAGACGUCUGUUUGAUUUUGUCAACAACAACCACCGUCGGCGAAAAGCUCCAGACCGACGACUUACAUUUUUUUAUCGUUCAACAUACAUUAUUAUUAUUCGUAUUCUUAUUACUAUUACUUAAUUAUUAUUAUUGUUAUCGAUAUCAUUCGUAAUUAUGAAUAUUAUUAUUGUCAUUUAAGUCUUCAGAGAUGGUAACAAAAAAAAAAAAAAACACACUACCA